AUGGGCGACCACGAGAUGGUGACACCCAAAUCCUUGGACCAGCCGUCAGACGAGGCUACAGAAAAGGAUCCUGUAACUCCCGUCGCCGUCGCUUCAGGCCUCAAUGACUCAAAUACGUCUGACUCGCGUCCCGAGUCUCCUUCGGCCGACACGCCACCUAGCGACGCCAAUGCUAAACCACCAGGACCCAUGCAAAAGCGGCGAAGGGUGACCAGAGCUUGUGAUGAGUGUCGGCGCAAAAAGAUCAAGUGCGACGGCAAGCAGCCUUGCACGCAUUGUACCGUGUACAGCUAUGAAUGUACCUACGACCAGCCGUCAAACCGAAGACGAAAUCCCGCACCACAAUAUAUCGAAGCCUUGGAACAAAGAUUGCACAAGGCCGAGUCGAUAUUGCGCUCCGUUCUGCCUGGGCUCGACCUCGACGAUCCCAAGUUCGACGCACGAACUGUUGAGCAGCUGAUAGAAACCUCGUUGACCGCCAGCGCGAAUGCUAACGGCAAUGGCAGAACACCGGCGGAGACUCCGAAAACGGAUGACGAUGCUCAGCUUCAAUCAAUGGUCGACCGCACCGGCACUCUGGAUUUGGAUGAUUACGGCAACUGGGAUUUCUACGGCCAUUCAUCAGGCUAUGUGUUUAUGCGAAAAUUUCGUGCCCAGUUCGGAGAUCAGUUCUUGUACGAUUAUCGACAUUCUGGGAAGAAUCGCACGAUAUCCCAGAUUCUCGAAUCUCCCAAAUCCGCACACUCCUCCCCAUAUGACUUUAAUCUCCCACCAGGCGUGGAUUUACCGCCGAUGGAGGUGGCUAUUGAAUUAUGUCGAAACACCAUCGAUGACUGUUGCGCCUUGAUGCGCCCCCUGCACCGACCGAGAUUUUUCAGCCGAUUGCAUGCCGUGUACGAUACGGACCCGGAGCAGUAUAACAAUGAACAUGUUCAGUUUCUGCCUCUGCUUUACGUAGUCAUGGCUGUCGGUUGCUUGUUUUCCAAGGCUGAGAACGAAAACACCAUGCUCGACCUCAAGGGUUACAAGGAGGCGAUAGAGCAAGGGUAUCAAUACUUCAGCAUGGCAAAGCAAAUGCUGGACAUCACAGACUGCCGAAACUUGGUGACCAUUCAAGCAAUCGUCUUCAUGAUUAUGUUUCUCCAAUCGUCAGCCAAACUCCCGAUCUGCUACGCGUAUAUUGGCAUCGCCCUGAGAGCAUGUUGUCGCUUAGGCCUGCAUCGAAAUUUACCCAACAAAUUCAAUCCCAUCGAGCUGGAGGAACGAAAACGGAUAUUUUGGUUGGUCCGAAAAAUGGACUCGUACGUGGGCGCUGUACUCGGUCUACCACAGAUGUUGAGCGACGAUGAUAUCGAUCAAGAAUUCCCCACCGAAGUCGACGACGACUACAUUACUGAAGAAGGGAUCCAACCUAUGCCAGCCAGUACAUUCCCUCUGUUGAGGGCAACUAAUGCGCAUACCCGAUUGACGAACAUCUUGAGAAAAGUUGUGCGCUACAUCUAUCCCAUCAAGAGCUCCGACAACGCCCAAGCAGAUCACAAAUACAGCAUCAGCCAUAAACGCAUCCGAGAACUCGAACGCGACCUGCAGAAUUGGAUGGAUCAGUUACCGAUGGAAUUGAGGCCGUCGGAUACUGCAUCCCCGCAACUGUCAAGGGUCCAACAACUCCUUCGAAUCUCGUACGCACACGUCCAGAUGAUGGUCUAUCGACCUUUUAUACACUACGUAUCGCAGACAUGCCAGGCGCGGAACGUGGACAAGCGGAGCUUUGCAUGUGCAGCUGCAUGCAUCAGCGUUGCACGAAAUAUUGUACAUAUAACGAGUGAGAUGAAGAAGAGAGGCCUCCUAGUCGGGUCGUACUGGUUUGUCAUGUAUACGACAUAUUUUGCCAUUUUGUCGCUUGUGUUUUUUGUGAUCGAGAAUCCCAACAGUUCCACCAGCAAAGAUAUAUUGAAGGAUGCCGUGGAAGGUCGGGAUACCCUGGCUGCUCUGGCGAAACGCAGUCUCGCCGCGGAUAGGUGUUCUCUCAGCUUAACAGGUCUCUUCGACGUGCUCCCCACAAAGCUGAAAGAACGACGGACUACUCUCGGUUCUACCAACACGAAUUCUCGAAAGCGGCCCCCUCCAGUAAGUGAACCAGGACCAGUUUUACAAGAGAGACAAACAGCGCAGUACAUGGGGACGCCGACCAGCCUGAGGGAAAAUUCAGCAACGCCUUCUCGAGCUAGAACGCUUCCAUCCGAUUUCUUGGCCAAAUUGGCGAAGCGUCAUUCAAUGCCGGAUCCCCCAGUCCUGACAAACUUUGGUGAGGGCGUCAAUUCGGCACAUAUCCAAACACCUCAGUUGAUAGGGUAUCAAAGCCCGACGGUGCCGUCUCCGAUGUCCGCAGGCUUCGAGGUGACGCCGCAGUUGGGCAGUGCCCAGAUUCCGGACCUGAAGAAUGUUAUGUUCCCCAGCGACAAUCCAUUCGCAUACCCGAACCAGCCCAUAAGCACGCUUGAGUCGGUGGACGGACAGUAUGCAUUCCCAGACUCAAGCAUGUCAUCGAACGACGAUGGCUUGUUUGGCACGCCUACGAGCAGAUCCGUCCCGAUCCUCCCUUCGGCGCCGCUGAGCUACGACUUCCCGUUCCGACAUACGACGAACGAAUGCUUCCCACCAUUCGACGCGCAUGACGGGACCUUCUCCGCACCGCUGACGGAUAUAGUCAUGCCAAAGGCCAUUGGCUCUAGCCCCUUGCAUCUUAACGGGAUGCAGCACGUUCAUGAGGCCAUGGCCAUGCAGGACAUCAUUGGUGGGCCCAACCCAGAGGAGUAUUGGGGAGCAGGCCAACAUUUGAACAUGAACAUGAAUGCGGACACGAAUAAAGGGUGCAUGGAAAUGGACAUACAACCUGGUGGUUUGGAUGAGUAUUUCAACUCAGACAACUGGAAUCAUCAGGGCUGGAGGGAGCCAGAGUAUUCCUCCCCCCCAUCCCAUCAACAGCAAUGA
Molecule: messenger RNA, 2991 nt
Organism: Rhinocladiella mackenziei CBS 650.93
Lineage: Eukaryota; Fungi; Ascomycota; Eurotiomycetes; Chaetothyriales; Herpotrichiellaceae
Exons: 5
Coding region: 1-2991 (996 amino acids)
Biological process (GO): positive regulation of transcription by RNA polymerase II; DNA-templated transcription
Cellular component (GO): nucleus
Molecular function (GO): sequence-specific DNA binding; zinc ion binding; DNA-binding transcription factor activity, RNA polymerase II-specific
Source: RefSeq, a predicted model, not a curated record